Messenger RNA from Darwinula stevensoni, 1155 nucleotides. NCBI's taxonomy places the organism in Eukaryota, Metazoa, Arthropoda, Ostracoda, Podocopida, Darwinulidae. The record is from the annotation of a GenBank genome assembly.
AUGUGGUGCUGUGGCGAUAACGUCCAGGCGCCCACAAAUCGAUAUUAUCAUGGCAUCGCUGCCUCUUUCGGACUUUGCCUUUUCCGCGCGUUCGACCCCUUCCGGAUCCUGGUGUGCGGCGGGGACGGCUCGGCCGCCUGGGUCCUCAAAGAGAUCGACAAGCUCGGGAUGCAGGCGAGGGUUUCUUUGGUGGAGCAGAAACAGUGCCAGGUCGGGGUGCUGCCGCUCGGGACGGGGAACGACCUGGCGCGGGUGCUCGGCUGGGGAUCCAACGUGGACGACGGGGCGCACCUCCCGACGCUGCUCGAGAGAUACGAGAAGGCGGCGAGCAAGAUGGUUGAUAGGUUCCCGCUCCGGAAGCCGUCGCACAUGUACCCGACCCCGUCCGCGUCACCGUCGUCGUCGCCGUCCCCGACCCCGCACGGAGCCGGGGCCGGGGGGGGCUCCCUCGAGUCCCACUCCCUCAUGUCGGCAUACGAGGAGUCUGUGCUCUUCCACCUGUCCCGGAUCCUCAACUCGGAUCAGCACGAGGAGAUCAUCGAGUCCUCCAGGAUCCUCUGCGAGACCGUGAAGGCGCUGAUCCGCCGGGUCGGGGAGGCGUGCGCGGAGCGGACGGUGCGGCACGAGGGGGGCGAGAACUCCAUCAGCCAGAAGUGCGGGGUGCUCAACCAGAAGCUGGACUCGUUGCUCCGUGCGCUGCACCAGGAGACGGACGCGUUCAAGGCCGACCUCGACCAGAACCUUGACGAGGUGGAGGAAUUGAGCAACGAGGAGGACGAUGAGGAAGAGGAGGAGGAGGAAGAGGAAGAGGAGGAAGGGAGAGAGAAGGUGAGGAAGACGGAGGUGGAAGUGGAGGACGAGGACGAAGACGAAGACGAGGACGAGGACGAGGACGAGGACGAGUGCCCCGAGAGCGUCAGGCAGGUGGCGGUGCCGUACGAGUACCGACCUCUCCUGUCCGCACGGCGGAAGAAGGUUCAACACAAGAGGGUGAAGCAGCGAGUGCGGUUCACGGAGAGCGAGGUCCUCAUGUCCCGUGCCAACAGUCUGAAGAAGGCCAUCCGACAGGUGAUCGAGCACGCGGAGCUGGCCCUCGACGAACCCUCGGACAAGGAGGUUAGUGCGUCGGCACGGGUUUGUGCCAGUCAUUCGUGA